Linum trigynum is the source of this 2566-nucleotide messenger RNA. The record is from the annotation of a GenBank genome assembly. NCBI's taxonomy places the organism in Eukaryota, Viridiplantae, Streptophyta, Magnoliopsida, Malpighiales, Linaceae.
AAUUAUGCAUAGGCCAAAAUCAUAUAACUUAUGGUAACGACAUAAACUAAUUUAAAAAUAUAAUUGAGACAAGUCUUCUUUAUUAUUAUUAUUUUUUUUUUUUUUUGCAAACUCUUCUAGCAUAGUAGCAUUUGCUAAUUGAAGUUUUUUUUUCCUCCCUUUAUUCCAUUUCUUUUUGUUUCCAUUAUAGCGAAGCGACCCGGGUACGCUAUACCUGACCCCUCUCUUCUACUUGGAAACAAUUCCAAAAUACACUAGUAAUUAAAUUUUUUUCCAAAAUACAUAAGUAAUAAAAAAGUUUCUCACUCUACACAUGUUUCACAAUCACCGUCUUUGUCAGAGGCAGUGAACAACAUCACCGUUUUUGACAAAAGCAGUGAACAAAUCACUGCGUUUUGAUAAAACGAUGAACGCUUCACCGCUGCUAAGUAAAAUGGUGAUAUCUUAAAACAGUGAAUCAUUCACCGCUGCUAAGUAAAAUGGUGAUAUCUUAAAACAGUGAAUCAUUCACCGUUUUUGUAUAAAACAGUGAAUCAUUCACCAUUUUAUAUAAAAGCGGUGAUAUGUUCCCCGCAUCUGACGGCCACGGUGAUUCGCAUCGGGCGGGGCAUUCACCGCGUUAAUCAAACACGGCGAAUAACCCGCGCCUGUCCACGUCAGUGAUCCGCGUCGCGCGGGGUUUCACUGCUGCCGUUGGAUGCAGUGAGGCGCGGAUUUUGAUUUUCUUUCCAGAUCCGACGCAUCACAUGCUCCACGUCAUCGAUCCUCGCCAUUCAUCGUGUUCGAGAAAGGCGGUUUAUUCACCGCGUUUGUCAAAGACGGUGAUGGCGAGGCAUUAAUUUUUGCCAGAUCCCUCCCCCUAUAAAUUGAACCCUUCCCCGCUCUUCCAAAUCAUACCACCACAUUACACUUCUUUCUCCCUCCAUUCAUCCACUAUAGUCUCGUUCUAAGUAUGCUCUGUGGUUGCGGCUAAGUCUGAUCUUCCACAUAAUAAAUAAUUACUAGAGUUAUACCCUAAAGCCCCCGUCCCUUAAAAACCCGUCGAACCUCUGUCCGGCUUUCGCCAAAAAAUGGACGAAGAGGCUCUUCGGGUAGGUUCUUGAUUUUUCUUUUGUGAUUUGUUUUAAUCUUUCCAAUUUAAUUUUGUGAUUUUUUUAAUCAAAACAAUUUGAUUUGGUUACUUUUAUUUACAGAUGGGUGUCAAGAUAUACGAUCCUCGAUUGUAUAUCCAUUAUGGGCCAAGAGAUACGAAGUAUUUAACCGAUCAAGAAGCACAUCGCUCCCGUGCAAUUUGGGACAACAAUCCGGUAAACACUACGUACCUUAUCAACAAUUUACUUUAUUUCAUAAUUUAGUAAGGUUUUAUUUUGAUUUCUUUUAACUAACAAAUCGAUGUUUUUUCUAUUUUUUUUUUGUGGGAAUCACUUAUUCCCGUCAUCCAUAAAGGGACCACUAACUUGCCUGCUUGGCAUGAUCGACUGUCGCCGUAUAUAGAGAGGACUAGGUUGGGUAUGUUGAGGCAUUUCAUGCGGAUUGAAAUCGACAACGAUCUGCUUACGGCAAUGGCAGAGCGAUGACGCCCGAAACUCAUACAUUCCACCUUCCUGAGGGGGAAAUGACGAUCACCCUCAAAGACGUCGCGAUCCUCACCGGGAUGCCGAUAACUGCAAAUGCCAUCAUUGGUACCACUACCAAACCCGAUGCAGGUUAGGGUCCGCUCAUUCGUGAUCGUUUUGGCUUUGACAUGCCGACCACCAGACCAAUUCAAGGACGGGGGCAUCCAUCAUUGCAUGCGGGACAAGUGUCGAUCCUGUGGCUUGGUAAUCACAUCCAAAAUGAGGUUGAAAUCGGCCCAGAGACUCCGGAAGAUCAAUUGGAGCGCUAUGCACGCAUCUACCUCAUUGGUUUGGUCGGAUGGAUUUCUGUUCCCCGACAAGUCGAACCAGUGGAUUCAAGGCAUAUGGUUGCCAAUGCUCCUUGGUGACUGGGACGCGAUCGGGGAAAAGAGCUGGGGAUCGGCCGUGUUAGCUGGCAUAUAUAGGGAGCUGUGUACUUGCUCGAAGGUGGGAGCGAAACCAGCUGGUGCGGCGAUGUUCAUCCUCCAGCUCUGGGUAUGGGAGCAUCUUCCAAUGUUCGCACCUCAAGACCCACGUCCAUACUGGAGAGCAGAUGAUGAGCUUGCAAAUUUGAAAAAUUCCCCCUAUGGUGUCAAGUAAGUUUAUUCCAUACUUAUCUAUAUUUAACCACGUCAUCAUCCUUUAUGACAACUUCUUGGUACACAACCCUGCCAACACUCAUGUCUGGAUACCGUUAAGUAAUUUUAGCAACUCUCGUCUGUCCGCUCGUACAAACCCUGUAUGCACAAAUGUCACAGAGUUCUAGCCACGUGAAUCGCGACUCAAUUUUCAACAUAGUGGAUUCGCCGUCCUCAUAAUUAAUCCCAAUGUCAGAGUUUGUCACCCUUCCAUUCCUCCGAAUAAUAAGCUGAAACUUCUUGAAUUUACCCAUAUCUACAAUUAACAAUAAGUAACUAUUAGCUUAAUUCCAAUAAAAUUAACCAAAACCA